AACCUUGUACAUGAAAAUCCAUGGUAACAGUGGUAAUGACUAUCCACAUGGAAACAAACACAAAGAGGGCAAUAAUUGAAAAUGAGAGAAGUGCCAGAGUUAAGAGGCUGAAAACCUUGGCGUCUCAGGUCUGUCUAUGUUAAUGCAGUGGAGGUAGGUGCAAAAAGGAGGUGGUGAAGGAGGAGAAGCAAGGGGUGGUCUGUAGAGUGACACGAGAGGCGAGCCGGGGGGAGUCAAACAGUGCAGAGCCUGCCUGGGAGACACAGCGCACUUAAUCCAGCUGCCUGGGAGGGAGAGAGAGAUCUCAAGACAAUCUAGAGGAAAGAGCAGGUAAUUUUCAAGCUGAUACACACUCCCCUCAUUACCAAGCACACACACACACACAGGCUUUUCCUCCUCACACACACCACACCGUGGCAGGUGGCCUCUGCUCAGAUCAGUAGCUGUGGUAGAAGCCAUCUUAAACAGCCUCACUGAGGUUUGAGGUGAGGUUUGGAUCCUCCCUGACCAUUGGAGCGUGAGCAGAGUUACUGUAGGAGAGCUGGAGCUUCACUUUCUUCCCCAGUGCUGAGAGACCGCACGCCAGGCACGAGGCUCCCCACUCCUCCCCUCUCCCACUCCUGCCUUUUCCUGGGCUUUCGUCCAGAGAAUGACUGGCUCCAGUGGACCCAAGAGGAGGAACGCAGCCUGAGGAUACAGUAUAGCAGCUCCAGCCCUGCCUGCCUGCCUGCCUGCCUGCUGGGACACACAAAUGCACUGAGGUUUUACAAAUCAGCUCCAACACCUUUGUGGGAUUCAUUUAUUAUUUUAUUUUUUUUCCUGUCAUCAGAUCAGAAAGAGUGGAUCUAAGCUGGGCAUACAGACAGACAAACAAACAGACGGACUGACAUAUGGACAGAGAGCAGUGGGCACUGCGGCGUGAAUGUAGCAACUGGACUUCUCUUCUCCCUGGUUACUAAGACCAAACAAGGAUAACAGCCAGAGCACUAUCCUGUCCACCGAGGUAGUGGGUGGAUGCAGCUUUCAUCAGACCGCUAUAGGGGAAAGCAGAGACUGUAUAGAAGCUGCAGAGAUACAUGUGCUGAUUGUCAGAAAAUGGACUGUUGCCUCCAAGAAGACUUUUGUUGGAUCGCUAUCGCUUAUUAAAGAGUGUUUGCAGGAACUUGCAGCACAAAGACUUUAUUUCUUUUCAUGGACUUUGCUGCCCGUGUUGAGUGGACCUGCAGGAUUUCUGUGUAGAUGAACGUGGAGUGCGUCUCUCAAUGAGGAUGGCAGAGUGCAUAAGGACUGUGUAUCAGACACUGAUGCUGCUGUAUCUUGUUCUGCUGGGCACGGCUCACACAGCCCACAGCAUCUACCCAAGGAUACGCCUCUCCCACAAAGAGCUUUGGCAGCUGAACAGGACCUGGGUGUUCCAGGGACAUGGAGCAUCUCUUCAGCCCCAGACCAUGCUGCUGGAUGAGGGCCACGAGAGGCUUUAUGUUGGGGCCAAGAAUACUCUGUUCUCUCUCAGCUUGGACCGGGUUAACUCGGAGCACAGGGAGAUCCAGUGGGCCAGUACAGAAUCUCAGAUUGAGGAGUGCUUGAUGAAGGGAAGGGAAAAGUCGGAGUGUGCUAACUACAUCAAGGUCUUGCAGCAAUACAACCAGACCCAUCUGCUGGUCUGUGGAACAGGAGCUUUUAACCCCAUUUGUGUCCUGGUCAAAGUGGGACACGCAGGGCAGGACAAGCAGUUUGCUCUUGAAGAAGACAGCAUCAUGAGUGGCAGAGGACGCUGUCCAUUCGACCCCAACAGUCCGUGCACGUCUACGCUCUCCAGAGGAGAGCUGUACAUCGGCCUCUACACUGACUACUGGGAGAACGAUGGCGCGUUCUGUCGACUUAACAACCAGACCUACGCACGUACUGAGAGAGACGACAGGCAGCAACUCAACGAACCUAAAUUUGUGGGGUCGGCAGUUAUUCCUGACAACGACGACAGAGACGAUGAUAAAGUUUACUUCUUCUUCACUGAGCGAGAGAUGGAUGCUGAGGGAGUGAACAAGGCCGUGUAUACUCGUGUGGGGCGAGUCUGUGCGAAUGACCAAGGAGGACAGAGGAUGCUGGUGAAUAGAUGGAGCUCCUUCCUGAAAACCCGUCUUAUCUGCUCUGUGGCUGGACCCAACGGCAUUGAUACACACUUUGAUGAACUUGAGGACGUGUUUGUGCUCAAGAACAAGGAUGGGAAAAACCCCGAAAUCUUUGGCCUCUUUAGCACAACAAGCACGGUGUUUAAAGGCUACGCAGUGUGUGUCUAUCACAUGGAUGAUAUAAGAGCAGCCUUCAACGGUCCGUUUGCCUACCGAGAGAGACCGGAGCAUCACUGGACGCCUUACGAGGACAGAGUCCCCUACCCUCGACCUGGAUCUUGUGCCAGUAAAGUGAACGGAGGUGGCUUCUCCAGCUCAAAGGAGUUUCCGGAUGAGGUUUUGCGGUUUGUGCGUUCUCAUCCUGUGAUGUAUCGUCCAGUCCUUCCCCAGCACCGUAGACCUGUCCUGCUGCAGACAGAGCCAGGCAGCAGAAAGCUGACCCAGAUCGCUGUGGACAGAGUCCAAGCACAGGAUGGACACUACCACGUUCUCUACAUCGGCACCGACGACUCAGUGGUGCUGAAAGUUAUCACCAUCUACAACAAAGACACAGACACUAUGGAGGAGGUGCUGCUGGAAGAGCUGCAAAUAUUCAAGGUGCCGGCACCAAUAAGAGAGAUCAUAAUAUCACCUAAAAGGCAACAGCUGUAUGUCGGGUCAGAGGUGGGUGUAGCCCAGGUCAGACUGCAUCAGUGUGACCUCUAUGGCUCCGAAUGUGCUGACUGUUGUCUGGCCAGAGACCCCUACUGUGCCUGGGAUGGUCUCACCUGCUCCAGAUACUACCCCGCUGGAGUCUACACCAAAAGCAGACGAUUCAGGCGGCAGGAUGUUCGCCAUGGCAACGCCGUCCAGCUGUGCAAUGGGCUGCAAAUUGAUGAUGAACAAUGGCACAGAGCUGAGGAGAGGCUGGUUUACGGCGUGGAGAGCAACAGCACUUUGCUCGAGUGUGUCCCUCGAUCACUUCAAGCCAAGGUCCUCUGGUUCUUACAGAAAGAGGGAGAGAAACAGGAGGUUCGAGGCGACGAGCGGGUUAUCAUGACUCCCCACGGGCUGCUGUUUUUACAAGUGAGAAGCUCCGAUGCGGGGAUGUACGUGUGCCAGACUGUGGAACACGGAUAUGUGCACACAUUACUACGCAUCUCUCUACACGUGCUCAAAGGGGAGAGGGUGGAGUCGGCGAUCCGCGGGGCUAACGACGGGGACGGAGAGAAAGCUGCGGCUCCGUGCCUCUCCUCCGUGGGCCUCCCGCCGGGCCCCAGCAUCAGCCCCAGGGCUCUGGUGCCAUCCUCAAUCCCAGCAGGCCCCCACUCCAGGCUGUGGUACAAGGAGUUCCUCCAGCUGAUUGGCUACGGGGACGCUCAGAGAGUGGAGGAGUACUGUGAGAGAGUGUGGUGCUCUGAUAAAAAACGUAAAAAGACCAAAAGGAAGUAUGUUCCUCCAGGUGGCGAGAAGAGAGGGAAACGGAGAGGAGAGGAGAACUCCCACCGAGCGCCCAGGCACACCUCGGACACCUGAGGAGAACAGAGAUUGACUGCACACACACACACAUACACACACACACACACACACACACAAUCUAAAGGUCACUCUGUGUUUGCACCAUGUAAAAGGUUUUCACUUUGCUUUCAACAAGAGCAUUAACAGCAAAACAACAGGACUGUAGCAGGCUGUCGGAGCAGCAUUCAUUUAUCACUCAGUAGUUUGACUGUGAUAUUUCCACUUAUUUUAAAAAGGCUUUUUUCUUUUCUUCUUUUUUUUGUGUGGUAUAAACUGAUUUACGUGGUGCAGACCCCGGGUAAAUACUACAAACGUCCCUGGGAGGAGACGGACGACUGAUUUAGCGAUGUUGCCUCUGAUCUGAAGAGACAGAAUAUAAUAUUUAAGCUCCUGUGGACUGACCCAGCCCAACCCAGCCGUCAAUCCAAACGCACACAAAGACUGCUACACUUAACCCCGCCUCUCAUUCAAUGACUUCAAUACAUGACUUACUGUAUCUAUUAUGAGAGAAAACUAUGUUAAAGGUAACGGCCUUCUCAUCUUUUUUUUUUUUUUUUUUGGUACUAUGAUAACUUAUUUUCUUGGUCUCUACUUUGUAGUUGUUUUUAGAUGUCAUAAACUGGAAAAUAUAGUGUUGUUGUUUUUGUACAGUGUAAAAUGCCUUGAGCUUUAUGAUAAUUUGAUUAUAAUAUGUUCAUGGCUGUGGUGUGUGUGUGUGGUUAUAAUGGCCACAAUGCAUACAGUUAAGAUGUUGCAAUGCCACUAUUAUGGGUAUUUGAGGCAUGUUUUAAUUAUAAUUAUGCCCUCAAUGGAAAUAAUUACUAUUUAAGCACUUGUGAAAACUGGUACAGUAGAUUAAAAGUGGUCCUAUUAUUGUUCUUGUAAGUGGCUACAUUUACAUCAGAUUAUCAAAUGUACCAACAGUAUUGUGUGUAUUGUAUAUUGUAUUUAUCUAAAAUUCAGGAUGGUAUUUGUGUGCACAUCUGGUAACUGUGUAUUCAAAAAUCCAUCCUUCUCUCUCUCUCUGUCUCUUAUUUGUUCUCCCUCAGUCAGCCCUUCCUCCUCCAACAUUUCCCGCCUUUUGUUCGUCUGUAACGAUGUUGCAGAUGUGAUUCACAAUUACCAACGCAAAAACAGCAAUGUAGAACACCACAUUCCCCUCGGAAGAAGAAAAAAAAAGACAACUAAUUGUUAGGGUGACCAUGUAGGCAUGCCUUUAGCAAAACUCAUCAUGAGUCAGCCUCAUGAAUAUUCAGUUAACCCUGAGAUGACAGAAACAUCAAACAAUCUGAAAUGCAUUGUAGUUGUUGUGCUAAUUCCAUGUCGUGCCUUAUUUAUCUCUUAAUUUUGUCACUUUAGAGUUUCGACCUUGUUGCAUUCAUAAUGGGGUAAAAACAAUCGCUUGGUCUCUGUCAAGGCCUCAUAUCGUCACUCACCGUUCUCCUUGAAUAUUCUUCAACUGGGAGCUUUGACUUAGAUGGAAAAUGUUGUAUCUGCUAUACCCCUUAUAAAUACCUGCCAUUAAAGAAAGAUGGACCAUCCUU
This is a messenger RNA of Sebastes umbrosus (honeycomb rockfish), 5170 nucleotides long. RefSeq names its product sema domain, immunoglobulin domain (Ig), short basic domain, secreted, (semaphorin) 3E (gene sema3e). Bases 1263 to 3644 code for a protein of 793 amino acids. Gene Ontology annotation, molecular function: chemorepellent activity; semaphorin receptor binding. The record is from RefSeq and is a predicted model, not a curated record. Gene Ontology annotation, biological process: axon guidance; neural crest cell migration; negative regulation of axon extension involved in axon guidance. The transcript has 17 exons. NCBI's taxonomy places the organism in Eukaryota, Metazoa, Chordata, Actinopteri, Perciformes, Sebastidae.